Molecule: messenger RNA, 564 nt
Organism: Striga asiatica
Lineage: Eukaryota; Viridiplantae; Streptophyta; Magnoliopsida; Lamiales; Orobanchaceae
Source: the annotation of a GenBank genome assembly
AUGGCUUGGGAGUUCGGCUCGUACCUCGGGAAAGCGCUCGUACCUCGGGUCUUACCAGUUGAGUCAGGAAUUCUCAAUAUGGUCAAAAGACGAGAUAAGGAUAAGGAGUGGAAAUCGGGGAUGAGGAGUACGGGGGACUGUAAAUCCCUUUCCCAGUUGACGACGCUUGUUACCUCGUUUAAAGCGUUUUCCGUCUGGCUUGGCUGGUCGAUCGAAGCGCCGUUUGGGAACGGCUAUCUGUUCGGGUUAGGAAUUGAUGCUUUCAGGAUUCUGGGACAACAGUCACUCCAGCCAACUUUUAGUGGGAACUGGGACCUGUCAAACCAAAGGGUCGAUUACAUUGAGCUCGAAAGGAAGUUAAAGUUCAAAAGGGCGGGGUUCGGGAAUAGCAGGACGACAGCCUUGCAUUUCCGUUUGGAUCCCCAGCUUUUCUCAUUGGUAGAUCCGGGACCCAUGGCGAGGAGAGAACCCUAUAGAAGAAAGAAGAGACAAUUACAUCGAACCUGGGCCCAGAACGCUAAAGGGGAGAAAGAAACCGAACCUCUAAUCGACCGUCACACAUAA